AUGGAUACUACGUGGGCAAACAGUUUAAAAGUAGACGACAAACCCAUUUCCUUGGGGAAAGGAGACUCUUCGGAUGAUGGUGACAAAAGAGGAAAAAGGAAACAACCCACCAACUCCACUGACGGAGCCCGUAAAGGAGGAGAUCAAACACCCGAUACCCCAUUGCUUAUAGCAGCAAGCGAAGGAAUAGUAGAAAUAUUUGACGAGAUAGUUGACGUGCAUCCUCAGGCAAUUGAGCACAUCAGUAAGGAUGAGGUGAGCAUAGUGCAUGCGGCCAUUUGCCACCGCCAAAGAGAAAUCUUUCGCCGUCUAAAGAUGAUGAAAGGGAUAAUGGAACACAGGUUGUUUUCAAUGAUUGAUAAGCAAGGCUACACCAUAUUGCAUCAUGCGGCAGACAUGAACAACUACAAUGUAGGAACCCGCGCUGGUCCUGCACUCCAACUGCAAGAGGAGUUGCAAUGGUUCGAGCGUGUGCGAAAGAUAGUUCCCUCCCAUUAUGUCAUGCACCGCAACAAUUCCGGUAAAACUGCAGACGAGUUCUUCAAAGAGCAACAUGCUGAGCUUCUCGAGAAGGCAGAAAGGUGGAUAAAGGAGACCUCUCAAUCGUGCACUGCGGUUGCAAUCCUUGUUGCCACCGUUGUUUUCAUAGCUGCAUACACUGUCCCAGGAGGUAACGAUCAGAGGGGCCAUCCAGUUUUCCUUCAUUCUCCCUUCUUCUUGUUCUUCACCAUCAUGGACGUUGUCUCCCUUGCGAGCUCCUUGACGUACGUCGUCAUGUUCCUUUCCAUCCUCACGUCUCCAUUUAAGCAAGAAAAUUUCUUCAAAUCUCUCCCCCGAAAGCUCAUGAUUGGCUUCACCUUACUCUUCCUUUCCAUGACAACCACCAUGCUUUCUUUCACGGCGACUAUUUUUCUCAUUAAUCAUUUUGAGAAAAAAGCUUUGACUGUGACUCUGAUUAACAUUGGUGUAUUGCUUCCCAUCUCCGUGUUUGCACUUAUGCAGUUCCCCUUGUAUGUUGCACUCUCCAGUAAUAUGCAUUCCCUUUUCAAGAAGAUUAUGAAGAAGGCUCUUCGCGGGAUUUCCAUUCCUCGUCUUUUCAAGACCGGUAACCUCAAGACAUGUUGA
This is a messenger RNA of Alnus glutinosa, 1125 nucleotides long. RefSeq lists its product as uncharacterized. The transcript is spliced from 2 exons. The record is from RefSeq and is a predicted model, not a curated record. NCBI's taxonomy places the organism in Eukaryota, Viridiplantae, Streptophyta, Magnoliopsida, Fagales, Betulaceae. Bases 1 to 1125 code for a protein of 374 amino acids.